AUGCCUGAGGGGACUCAAGAAGACACUGUGGCAUCAAUGCACAGCCAGAGGAGCAGGGGGCCACUGGACCCCAACCAUGUGCAGGAGGUGCAUCUGCACAGAGUGGAGUCCAUCAGUGACCUGCACAGUGGAGGAUCCAUUCGUCCCUAUUUGGCUGAAGAGGCACGGCAGUGGGAUGAGCUGCUAGGUGUCUUGCCGCCAUCACUGUGUACCCAGGCUGGCUGCAGCCCAGUGUGUGGCCGUGGGGGAUUCCUAUUACUGCUGGCACUGCUGGUGCUCACCUGCCUGGCACUUGCAAUCUUGGCUGUCUACCUGAGUGUGUUGCAGAGUGAAUCCCUGCGGGUCCUAGCACACACACUUCGAACACAGGAGGAGACUCUGCUCAAACUCCGCUUAGCCAGUCUCAGCCAGCUGAGGAGGCUGAACUCCAGUGAAGCCCGAACACCCAGCUGA
Marmota flaviventris (yellow-bellied marmot) is the source of this 453-nucleotide messenger RNA. It is a transcript of the gene Lsmem2, whose product is annotated as leucine rich single-pass membrane protein 2. The record is from RefSeq and is a predicted model, not a curated record. Lineage: Eukaryota; Metazoa; Chordata; Mammalia; Rodentia; Sciuridae.